AUGGUGAAGCAAGACCAAUACUCUUUGCCCCUCGCACCCAUCUACCAGGAGACUGAGAACUCGCACCCAGCAGCACCGAGCAUGAUGACUCUGGCGCACGUUCACCAGGACAGGAGCACCGACCCUACUCGCCAUGACACCUCCGCCGGAUCAGCAUACUUCUCCCUGCCAAUCAGCGAAGGCAGCGACCUGGCUCAAUCGGUUCUCUGGGCUUGGAUCAAGGUGGCCAACAGACAGAUCACAGAGCUAGAGCUAUAA
Aspergillus puulaauensis is the source of this 258-nucleotide messenger RNA. RefSeq lists its product as uncharacterized. The transcript has a single exon. Lineage: Eukaryota; Fungi; Ascomycota; Eurotiomycetes; Eurotiales; Aspergillaceae. The record is from RefSeq and is a predicted model, not a curated record. The coding region runs from base 1 to 258 and encodes 85 amino acids.